ACCAUUACUUCUGCAUGAAAAACUCAUCAUGCUUCAAAAAAAUUCAACCUUAGUAGUUCUAUAUAACAAGCUCUAGAUCUUUACUAAUUCCUCAAACCUCCUCAACUCUUAAGCAAAAAAUCUGAGCCACGAAAAUUCACACCAAAGAAAAAUGGAUAAGAGAUUGGUACAAGUAUGUCAAGCAGGAAACAUAGAGGCUUUUUAUGCAUUACUUGAUGAUGAGCCAAACAUACUUAAUUUCAUAGAUGAUGUACCAUUUACUAGGACUCCUUUACACUUAGCUGUCUUAGCUCGAAAGCCUUACUUUGCUAGGGAAAUCGCAAGCUUAAGACCGUCUUUCAUCACAAAAAUUGAUCGUUUUGGGUAUAGUCCAAUCCACUUAGCAGCAGAAACUGGUCAAGUUGAGAUGGUUAGGAACUUACUAGAAAAGUUAGCCCCUACAAAAAAAGAGCUUACUAAGGGUAAAGAAAACAGAACUCCCCUGCAUGUUGCAGUGAUUUCAGGGAAGGUUGAAGUUGUUAAGUUUCUAGUCAAGUAUUAUCCAAGCUGCAUCAUGGACACGACAACACGAAACGAAACAGCCCUUCACCUAGCAGUGAAGAACAAGCAGUUGGGUGCUUUCUUGGUUUUGCUUGAGCAGCUUAAAUUGGCUAAUCAAUCUCAAAGGAACGUACCAUUAUUAUUGUUGGGUGCAGUUUAUGGUUCUUCAUUUGAUAAGAGUAAGGUAACUAGUGAUUUGUUGAAUUGUAAGGAUGAUGAAGGCAACACUAUAUUGCAUUUGGCUAUCAUGAUGAAACAGCAACAGAUGGUUGAAGCAUUGUUGAACACUUGCACCAAUUCAGCUGGAACUCUACAAGUAGAUGUUAACACCUUGAAUGGCAAAAACUUCACUGCCCUUGACAUUUUAUUGCAAUGUCCUUUGGAGCAAAGGGAUGCUAAAAUUGAAGAGAAUCUUCGUUCGAUUGGAGCUAAGUCGUACAAGCAGCACUAAAGACGCCUUUUUACCUCUCCGCCUACAAUAGUGUAAAAUAACCCGGGUUCACAUAAAAGCAAAACACCAGGACGAUUGCAACCAAUAAUACUUUUAAUUUCUAUCCAAAUGAUCAUGUUAAUGAUGAACUAGCAACGUGACAACUAAAUAUAGGAUAGAGGGAGUGACAUUUUUACCAUAAACAUGUAUUCCAUUAUUCCAUAGGUAUCGGUUUGGUGAGAUUAUAUAUGAAUAUUGUAUUAAGGAGAGCUUAUCUUAAGCGUGCAUCAUAAUAUAGGUUGCAUUUGAACUAAGCCAAUUGAUAUAUAUCAGUUUUUAUGAAGAUGUGAUGGGCAUUAUGCUAUCAUAGAUUCAUAAAUAGUGUGUUAAUGUUGAUGGGUAUACGUAUUAAUAUAAAUUGUUGAAUUAUUGUUCA
Messenger RNA from Chenopodium quinoa (quinoa), 1406 nucleotides. Its product is annotated as ankyrin repeat-containing protein BDA1-like. The record is from RefSeq and is a predicted model, not a curated record. The coding region runs from base 152 to 991 and encodes 279 amino acids. Gene Ontology annotation, molecular function: protein binding. NCBI's taxonomy places the organism in Eukaryota, Viridiplantae, Streptophyta, Magnoliopsida, Caryophyllales, Amaranthaceae. The transcript has 2 exons.